AUGCCCUCCGACCGACCCUCUCCUAUUGCUAUCGGCAGUCUUGUCGACUGUGGAAGACUCGAGAUUCUGUCUGAGAUCGGCAAGGGCGCAUUUGGCGCAGUUUAUUGCGCUCAGAGCGUCCACGAUGGCGGCUUAUACGCCGUCAAGUGCUUGCUACCCAACCGCCGUACACGCAAGGGCAAGCUCCUCAACAUUUCCAAGCUCUUUGAGCAUGAGGCGAAGCUCCAUGCUGCAGCUUCCGACCACGAUAACGUCCUCACGAUUCACAAGGCCUUCGUCGAGCAAGGACUGCACUUCCUCGUGUUUGAUCUCUGCGAGGGCGGCGACCUCCUCUCAAACAUCUCCGGUCGCCCUUUCUUCUGGCGCCGCGACGACAUUGUCAAGCGGGCAAUCCUGCAGAUCAUCGAUGGAGUCGCACACAUCCAUGCACAGGGCAUGGCGCACCGAGAUCUAAAGCCGGAGAACAUCAUUGCUCUUGACGAGGAUGGCAAGCACUUUGUCAUCUCAGACUUCGGUCUGGCGACAGCCCAGAUUGAGACUUCUGGCUUCGGUAUUGGCAGCAAGUACUACAAGUCGCCGGAGUGCUCCGUGCCCGAAGAAGGCGCCGUGCAAUUUGACGCUCAAGUCAGCGACGUCUGGGCUCUCGGCGUUAUCCUCAUCAACAUGAUUACCGGCUCCGUCCCAUGGGCACAGGCUCACCCCUUCGACGAGCACUACGCAGCAUACAUUCACGACCGCAACUCCAUCUCCCGUUAUUUAUGUGUAUCGAACGAGCUCCUACCGCUCCUCAAGCGCGUACUCGAGCCGCAUCCCCGCGCACGCAUUUCACUUGCCCAGUUCCGCAAGGAGCUUGAGACGAUCACUCACUUCCACCCCACCAACGAUGAACUUGCACAUGCGCCCAUCCUCGUCCGAACCAUGAUGGCCGAGCGUGCGCAGGCGCUCGGCAUCUCAUACGCUCUUCCGCCCCGCGCGAGUUCCCGCGAGCGCGACGCUUCGCCGCCGACCACCGCAACAUACCGCGCCUCAGAUACCCCCGACGAGUCCGAGCUUUACACUCCCUCCGAGCCUGCGUUCAGCAUCCGGCCUGGCGCACCGGCUCGGAAGGACUCGCUCGGUCCUGUUCAGCCUUACCUCAACGUCGAACUGGAUUCCACGUUGCCAAACAACGCGGCGCGCAUACGCGCGCUGCCCAAACUUCGGAUCCCUGUAUAA
Messenger RNA from Peniophora sp. CBMAI 1063, 1215 nucleotides. The record is from the annotation of a GenBank genome assembly. Lineage: Eukaryota; Fungi; Basidiomycota; Agaricomycetes; Russulales; Peniophoraceae.